AUGCUGAAGUUCUCAGUCCUACUGUUGGUCGCGACGGCGUCGGCCCAAAUACCAUCGUUGGGAUGGUGUCCGGACUAUCAGCCUAUGGCUAACUUCAACAUAAACCGUUUCCUCGGUUCGUGGUACGAAGCUGAGCGUUACUUCACUGUAUCUGAACUGGGAACCCGGUGUGUACGCACUAAGUAUGAGAGCACUCCCGAAGGCAGGAUUCUGGUAUCCAACGAAAUCACCAACUCUUUAACUGGAAUGAAGCGCGUAAUGGAUGGAUCUCUACAGCUGAUCGGCAGAGAGGGCGAAGGUCGCAUGAUCAUCAAGUACUCAGCUGUCCCGGCGCCGUAUGAUAACGAAUACAGCAUUUUGGACACCGACUAUGACAAUUACGCAGUAAUGUGGUCUUGCAGCGGCAUCGGACCUGUGCAUAUCCAAAAUGCUUGGAUCUUAACCCGUGAACGUCUCGCUGCGCCAAUGGUAAUGCAAAUUGCGUAUACCGUACUUGAGCGCUACAGGAUCUCAAGGACUUUCUUUGUGAAGACCAACCAGGCCGAUUGUUACAUCCUACCCAGCCCAGUAGCUGAUCCUAUGGAUAUUAAAAAUGACGUGAUUAUAGAUGCUAAGAGCGUCCCUGUGUCUCUUCCAACUGACGAUAAAGCUCCAGAACCUGAAAAGAAGGAAGAACCUGCUGUAGUAAAAUCUGAAAACAUUCAAGAGCGUUCAGGUAUCGCUGACAUUCCCGCUGAGGCUAAACCUAUGGAGAUGUCUGAAAAGAUGCCUGAGAAAAUGCCUGAAAAAAUGUUAGAGAAGAUGCCUGAAAAGAUGUCUGAGAAGAUGCCUGAAAAGAUGUCGGAAAAGAUGCCUGAAAAGAUGUCGGAAAAGAUGCCUGAAAAGAUGUCGGAGAAAAUGCCUGAAAAAAUGUUUGAAAAGAAAGAAGAAAAAUUAGAAAAACCAGAAGAAAUGAAAAAAGAAAAAUUAGAUGAAAUGAAAGAAAUUAAAGAAAAAAAAUCUCAA
Brenthis ino (lesser marbled fritillary) is the source of this 1005-nucleotide messenger RNA. The record is from the annotation of a GenBank genome assembly. NCBI's taxonomy places the organism in Eukaryota, Metazoa, Arthropoda, Insecta, Lepidoptera, Nymphalidae.